Messenger RNA from Hyaena hyaena (striped hyena), 3876 nucleotides. RefSeq names its product zinc finger MYM-type containing 1 (gene ZMYM1). The record is from RefSeq and is a predicted model, not a curated record. Lineage: Eukaryota; Metazoa; Chordata; Mammalia; Carnivora; Hyaenidae. The coding region runs from base 320 to 3541 and encodes 1073 amino acids. The transcript is spliced from 9 exons. Gene Ontology annotation, molecular function: zinc ion binding; protein dimerization activity.
AAGGCGGGGUCUGCGUGACCGUUUCGCGUCGAAGUUCCUUAGAGAAGCGUCCCGCGGCGAGCGUCCCUGAGAGAAAUUAGUAAGCCUCCUUAAGUGGCAGUGUUGUCGUUCUUUAUUCCUGCGCCUUGCCGGAAAGGGGCUGAGAGUUUCGACUGUCAGAGGGAGGAUGAAGCGUCGGGUCGGGCCGGCGUCCUAAAGAUGGUUCCCUGCGUGCGGCUUCCGCCAUGUGAGAGUCGGGAACUCGGGAACCUGGAUACUAUUCCCAAAGAAGAAAAUCUUUAGUUUGGAACUGGUGGAUUCCUUUGCAUCAGAUACUAAGAUGAAAGAGUCACCGAUAGAUGGUGAAUGUGCCAAAGCAGUGGCACCACAACUGGAGCAGCUAGAUGAAAUUAAGACGGAACCUGACAAUGCUCAGGAGUAUUGUCAAGCCCAGCAGCCCAAAACUCAAGAGAAUGAACUGAAAACAAACACUACAUUUUCAGACAGUGCUCCACAGUUGACUACAGGCAUUCAGCUUUCUCUGACAUCAUCUGGCAUGAAUAAAAUGCUUCCUUCAGUUUCAACCACAGCUAUUCAGGUUUCCUGUUCUGGUUGUAAAAAAAUUCUUCAGAAGGGGCAAACUGCUUAUCAGAGGAAGGGAUCGACUCAGCUCUUCUGUUCCACGUUGUGCAUCACUGAAUACAUUUCAUCUGCCAAUUCACCAGCUCUUCCCAAGAGAACUUGUUCUAACUGCUCAAAAGACAUUUUAAAUCUAAAGGAUGUGAUAAGUGUCCAGCUGGAAGAUAAUACCUCUAGCAAAAAUUUUUGCAGCCAGUCUUGUCUUUCAUCAUAUGAAGAAAAGAGAAAAGCAUUUGUUACCAUAUGUACUAAUAACAGUUUAACCAAGUGCAGCAUGUGUCAGAAGACUACUGUUAAACCAACCAAAACACUUACAUCUGUUCUUUGCAAAUCAUUGAAGCCCUCAGAUGAAAUGAUUGAGACCACCAAUGACUUGGGGAAGACAGACUUUUUCUGUUCAAUUAACUGUUUCUCUGCUUACAAUAAAGCUAAGAUGGAAUCUUCCACAGUAAAUGUUUCCACAGUACAUGAUGCUUCAACUGGGCUCUUUUCUCCAAAGAAAGAUACAACUCCAAUUAUAAGCAAUAUAGUGUCACUGGCAGAUACUCAUGUUUCCCUACCCAUCAUGAACUCUGAUAUCAUACAAGCAGAUACAGUUUCUUCAGUAACAGCAAAUGUCAUUAUAGAUAGUUUACCCAGUGAAUCAAGUACUAGUGUUGCUAAUAGUGAACAGCCAAGCCUUUCACCGUCUUCAUCAAUAUCCCAUCAGAAUACGGUUGGCCCCAGUGUAGAAGUACAAAAAGAUCAAGUGUCAAACCAAGAUGCUACAUACAACAUGAAAUCUGUGAAAAUAAGUGAUGGACUACGUCAUCCAAAAUUUACAUCCAAAGUACUAAAAGUUAAAGAUAAAUCACGAAAUAUUAAAAAAUCCUGGUGUUCAAAUUUCCAGCAUUUGAAAAACAGUAUUAAAAAAGAUGUGAUAUUCUGUUAUUCAUGCCAGUUGUUCUGCCAAAAAUAUUUUAGUUGUGGAGAAGAAUCAUUAGCAGCCCAAGGAAUUUCUAAUUGGAAAAAGACUCUGGAAAAAUUCAGAAAGCAUGAAAAAAGUGAAAUGCAUUUGAAGUCAUUGCAGUUUUGGAGGGAAUACCAGUUUUGUGAUGAAGCUGUCAAUGAAAAUGUAUCUAUUCAUUCAAAACAGAUUGAAGGAAAUAAAAAGUACCUACAGCUUAUAAUUGAAAAUAUUUUAUUUCUUGGAAAGCAGAGUUUAUCAUUAGGGGAAAAUGACCAGUCAGUUUCAACUGUGAAUAAAGGCAAUUUUUUAGAAUUGUUAGAAAUCAGAGCAAAAGAUAAAGGAGAGGAAAUAUUCCGACUUCUGAAUUCACAAAUUGACUUCUAUAAUAGUACACAGAUUCAAAAUGAUAUUAUUGAAAUAAUAAAGACCGAAAUGCUGCAAGAUAUUGUGAAUGAAAUCAAUGUCUCGCCAGCUUUUUCGAUAAUAUGUGAUGAGACAACUGGUAGUGCCACUGCAGAACAGCUUUCGAUUUGUGUAAGAUACCCACAAAAAAUGUCAAAGGCUAUCUUAAUAAAAGAAAGAUUCUUGGGUUUCAUAGAUGUUGAAGAGAUGACUGGGACUAACUUACAUAGAACCAUCAUAACUUACCUUCAGCAAAUUGGAGUUGAUUUGAGUAAAAUAUGUGGCCAGGCCUAUGAUAGUACCAUAAAUUUGAGGGGGAAAUUUAAUAAAAUUGCAGCAGAAUUCAAAAAAGAAGAGCCAAGAGCUUUGUAUGUACAUUGUUAUGCACAUUUUUUGGAUUUAGCAGUAAUUAGGUUUUGUAAAGAAGUGAAAGAACUCCGAAUUACUCUAAAUACUCUCAGCUCUUUAUUCAACGCUAUUCAUAUGUCUGGGGAAAUGUCUGCAAAUUUUGAAAACAUUUGUAAGCUAAGUCAAAACAAAACAUGCAAGAAACAUACAUCACAAUCGUGUUGGACAGUCCAUGAUCAGAUGUUACUAUCAGUGAUAGAGGGUCUUCCAGAGAUUAUUGAAACACUGGAAUUUGUAUCAAGACAUUCUUCAAACACAAGUUUGGCUGAUGAAUUGAGUGAUUUGUUAACAUUGAUUUCCAAAUUUGAAUUUAUCUUUUGUUUGAAAUUUCUUUAUCGAGUGUUAAGUGUUACAGGAAUUCUUUCCAAAGAGCUUCAGAGUGAAACUAUAGAUAUUUUUUCAUUGUCUUCAAAAAUAGAAGCAAUUUUGGAAUGUUUAUCAUCUGAAAGAAAUGAUGUCUAUUUCAAAACUAUCUGGGAUGGAGCAGAGGAAAUAUGUCAAAAAAUAACCAGUAAAAGUUUUGAAGUAGAAAGACCUUCUUUUCAGAAAAGAAGAAAAAUUCAGAAAACAAUAGAUCUUGUCAAUUCAGAUAGUAUGUUUUUUCCUACCUCAACAGAAGAACAAUAUAAAAUUAAUAUUUAUUACCAAGGAUUGGACACUAUAUUAAAUAAUUUAAAAUUAUGUUUUUCAGAGUUUGAUUAUUGCAAAAUGAAGCAAAUUUCAGAACUAUUAUUUAAAUGGAGUGAACCAUUAAAUGAAGCAACAGCCAAACAUGUCCAAGAAUUUUAUAAACUUGAUGCAGACAUCAUCCCAGAACUUAGAUUUUAUCGGCAAUAUGCAAAGCUUAACUUUGUCAUAGAUUAUGAUUGUAUCAACUUCAUUAAUCUUGGCUAUUUGUUUAUCCAGCAUGGUCUUCACAAUAAUAUUCCUUGCAUAUCAAAGUUAUUAUAUAUUGCUUUGUCUUGGCCAGUAACUUCAAGUGCUGAAAACUCAUUUUCCACACUGCCUCGUCUUAAAACAUAUUUAUGUCAUACCAUGGGACAAGAGAAGCUUAGUGGCCUAGCCCUAAUGGCUGUUGAGCAAGAAUUGGUAAAUAAGCUGAUGGAACCUGAAAGACUCAAUGGACUCGUGGAAAAGUUUAUCCAUCAGAUGAAAGAAAUGUAACAGUUGCUAAUUUGAAUUUACCUAAAAGAAUUUUGUAUUUCUGCUGGAAUGUUUGCUUUUAUUUCAAAAUUUUAUCUCCUAAGAAAAAUUUUUUCAUCAGAACAUGUAACAGUCACUUGAUUCAAAGUUCAAAAAUCGGAAUGAUGUACAGUGAAAAGUCUCCUUCCUGUUUUUAGUACCCAGUUCUCCCUAUAGUGUCUGUCAGAUAAUCCUUCUGGAGAUCUUUUUCAUAGAUCGUACUCUGUAGUGCACACUGUUCUUCACCUUGUCUUUUCCACUUAACAUAUUUUUGAGAUUGUCCUAUAUCAAUACAUAAAGGUUUCUUGAUUUUUUUU